GGCACGCCAGCGCCAUGAAACUGUUAAAUGGAUCGGCGCAUGCGUAGCGCCGCUUCUCUGUGUGACUUGUAUCAGAUGUUUCAAGAUGGCGGUAGCGCCGAGACUGUGCUGUUCGCGGAUGAGUAGUAAUUCAUUAACUAAUAGUGUAAGAUUACUAAGUGCCGAUUCCAAAGUGGACGAAAAACGAUGUCCAGAAACAUUACUCGAUGUGUGUGCAAAAGUUGUGGCCUUUCACAUACCUUUCCAAAGGAUAGAGGAAAGAUAUGAUCGCAUUCCCGAACCUGUGCAGAAGAGGAUUAUUUAUUGGUCGUUUCCUCGAAAUGAGAGGGACAUAUGCAUGUAUUCUUCUCUCUCAAGUGAUAGUAACAGUUGUAGCGAUUACCAAAAACUUCCAUUUUACCGUGGACUACGCCUUUACGAAACAGGAUGCGUAGAAAAUGUUCUGCAAGUCGGUUUCCAUUUAAGUGGCAUUGUCGCUGCGCCUAAGUCUUCUAGUAAUAGCUCACAUCCUAAUUUUCCGGAAUCGGACAAAAGAUGUAGAGUGUCCAUUACGUUUGACAGGUGUAAAAUAACAUCUGUAACGUGUACGUGUGACACAAGAGACAUAUUCUGGUGUCAACAUGUUGUAGCUUUAGCUUUAUACAGAAUACGCAAUGCAGAUAGUGUUAGACUACGCGUACCCAUUUCUGAAACGUUACUUCAGUUAGAUCGGGAGCAGCUUCAAAAAUUAGUUCAAUAUUUAAUUGCUGAACAUCAUACAGAGGUUUUACCUACUGCCCAAAGACUAGCAGAUGAUAUCCUUCAAACUAAGUCUUUAAUUAAUCGAAUAGCCGGAGCUCCUGAUCCAACCGCAGGAGCUCCGGCCGAUGAAGAACACAGCUGGCAUCUUGAUGAAGAACAAGUUGGGGAACAAGUUCGUACAUAUCUGUCUCAGGGAAGCUACUAUAGUGCUAACAAGCAGCUCAACUGCCUUUUUUCUAAAGUGAAAGAAAUGUUACGAGCAAAAGACUCCAAUGGUGGACGUAUGUUGCGUCUAAUUACUGAACAAUUUCUAGCAGAUCCUCGACUGGUUAUCUGGCACUCUCAAGGCACUCCUAUGACAGAUAAAUGUCGACAGUUAUGGGACCAGUUAGGUAUGUUGGACCGGCUAGGUGCAUUAUGGGUUUGCAUAGUUCUGAAUCCACACUGCACAGCUCUUGAGAGAUCACAUUGGAAAACUUACUUAGAAAAGUGGGCUAAUAUGCAUGUAUGUCCUUUAGAAGAUGCAGAUUUCAGGCCUAUGAGAGGGAACAAUAGCAGUCGACGAAGAAUAUUAGUUGAUGACUCUUCAUCAGAUUCUUCUGAUGAAGAUAAUGAUCGUCCAAAGGAGCGCUCAUUGACUGGCCACCACCGAAUUUCUUCUGCACCUCAGCUAAGAACGAUCUUCCAUCGAGCACUUGAAGCCUGCCAUCUGAGUUGGGAUGAUCCUCAUUUGAAAUUCAUUUUAAAUAAUGAUAGCCUUAGUCCUAACACUGAAACACCUGCUUUAGGAGCCUUCAAUUCUCAGGGAUAUCCUCUUUGGCCUGAACAUAUCCCCACUGCUUGCGCUAGAGUCGAAGCAUUACGAUCUCAUGGAUAUCAACCGGAAGCAUUGAGACUAGCUGUAGCAAUCGUUAGAACAAUGAAGCGACAACAAAGAGACUGGCAAUGUCGAUGGCAAGCAGAACAAGACAGGGGAGUUGCUCCUUGCUCAAGUUCUGGUAUCACAAGCAAUCCACUGCACUACAAUUCUGAAGGUUGGAUUGGACAUCCUCUUGAUCCUGUUGGUGCUCUUUUUGAUACAUUAGCUGAAUCAUCUUUGAUACCUGAGACUAAAUCAUUUGAUCAGUACUAUGAUGUAAGCAUCACUAAUGCAUCUAAUGAAGAGGGCAACUUAGCACCCCGAGAAAGACCUAGGUAUCAUCAUGUGUCUGUGCCAGGCAGUAGAGAUAGAAGUGAAACUUAUCUGUCAUUAGCUGUUGAAGCUGCUCUUAUUGGUCUAGGUCAGCAGCGUGUGAUGCCUUUAGGCUUGUAUGCUCAAGAAAAAGCUUGUAAACAUGAAGAUCGUCUCAUCACAAAACUUCAUGACAUUGACUUGGAUGGUACACUAGUCGCUGUACUUCGAAAACAAGCCAUGCUUUUGCUUGAAGGUGGACCUUUUAGUGGCCUGGGAUGUGGUAUACAUCCUGAAAGCGUUCCAAUGCAUACCUUUGCUAAAUAUUUAUUUACUGCACUUUUACCAUAUGAUUCAGAAUUGGCGUAUAAUGUUGGUCUUCGAGCAAUGAGGUUACCCAUUCUUGAAGAUCAUGAAGAUUCUGAAGAGGUUGCCAUAAAUCCCUCUUUGAAUCCUUCUGUUCUAAGCCGCUAUCCUCGUUGGUUCACUUUGGGACAUAUAGAAGUUCAACAAUGUGCUUUAGCCUCUACCAUGCUUUCAGCUGCCAAAAGUGACGUUGUGAAGCUUCCAACUGUUUUAAAAUCAGCUCAACGUAAUAUUCAUAGUUCCUCUCAGCUGUUCAAACUUGCCCAAGAUGCAUUUCGUAUAGCUGUUCCACCUGAUGGGGGUGGGAGACAUCCUACUCUUUUAGAUGCAGCUUUUCAGCUUGGUCUCCAGGUGAUGCGAAUGACUUUGGCCUCCUUAAACUGGAGGAGGCGAGAGAUGGUGAGGUGGUUAGUCACAUGUGCCACUGAACUAGGAUUAGAAGCUGUUAUAUCCAUCAUUCAAAAUUGGUAUCAACUGUUUUCACCAACUGAAGCUACUGGUCCGGUUGCAACUACUGUUAUGUCUCAUGCCACUGUAAUGCGGCUAAAUUUGGACUUUCGACAACAAGAAGAACUAGCAAGUUGUGCUCGUACCUUAGCUCUUCAAUGUGCCACUAAGGAUCCACCAAACUGUGCUCUCAAUGCUCUGACGCUGUGUGAAAGUGAACCUUUUGCUUUUGAAGCAGCAUAUCAGAUAGUUGUGGAUGCGGCUACGACUAAUGUCAUGACCUCAUCCCAACUAUUCACGGUAGCUCGGUACAUGGAACACCGGGGCUACCCUCACCGUGCUUACAAAUUGGCUGUUUUGGCCAUGAAGGGUGUCCACCUUGCCUAUAAUCAGGACAAUCACCCUGCCAUAAAUGACAUUCAUUGGGCGUGUGCUCUUGCCCACUCUCUGGGCAAAUCAGAACUGACAAAUCUUGUUCCCCUCCUUGUCAAAAAUGUGCAAUGUGCCACUGUGCUUUCUGACAUUCUUAGACGCUGCUCUAUGGCUGCUCCAGGUAUAGCCACACUGGAUGCUAAGCGGCGGUGUAUCAAACCUCUCUCUUUGGACAAACCUCCUCUGCGUCAGCUUCUGGAGGCUGCCAUAUCAGCAUAUGUGAACACUACGCACUCCCGUCUGACGCACAUUAGUCCUCGCCAUUAUGGUGACUUUAUUGAGUUCCUCGGCAAAGCAAGAGAGACGUUCCUACUGGCACAAGACGGACACAUCCAGUUCGCUCAACUGGUGGACAAUAUGAAAUCCGCUUACAAAGGAAAGAAAAAGCUCAUGCUCCUAGUCAAGGAAAGGUUUGGCUAGCCCAUUGUAAUAUUCUACAGCCUUGUGUGUUUUUGACAUGGAUACUUUAUACUCGGGUUAAUGAUAUUUUCCCAUAAAGCUGUGAUUUGAUGUGUGAGUGACAAGAUGGGGAAGACCUGAGGCAGGGCCAGUGUCCCACUAUAUAAUAUUGUUCCAGGCGAGCAAUAGGAAAUUGCCUUCUGUCAGUUACUAUGUUGAGAAGUUCUGCAGGACAGGAUACAGAGUUAUUCAGUAAAAUAUUCCAAAGGAUAAUCAUUUUAAGAUGGCAUUUUUUUUUUUCAAUUUAUUUUAUAAAUACUCAUAUUGUUAUUUUUUUCUAUGUCAUUUUUUUGCAACAGUUUUUGAUGCUUAAAAAAUAGUUAAGCAUAAAUUAUGUUUAAAAAUUUUAGUUUCAAGUAUCUUAACGCACGCUAAAUAAGUUUUUUUUUCUUUUAUAAUUAGUUGCAAAAACUAGUUAAACUAUAAUUUUAGGAGCUUUUUAUGAUACAAUGACAAGCCACGAAAGAAGGUUAAAAAAAUAUGCUUUUUGAAUCUUUAAAAUCUAUUUAACAUUGUAAUUUUUUACCGACAUUUUCAGCUGUGACAGCAUAGUGGUGAAGGCACUCGGCUAUAAUGUGAGACCCCCAAUAAUUUCCUCAGUAAGAGUUGCUGCAAAAUGCUGGCCACAUUGCCACCAUCAUGCUUUUG
Messenger RNA from Parasteatoda tepidariorum (common house spider), 4264 nucleotides. Its product is annotated as zinc finger SWIM domain-containing protein 5. The record is from RefSeq and is a predicted model, not a curated record. Gene Ontology annotation, molecular function: zinc ion binding. NCBI's taxonomy places the organism in Eukaryota, Metazoa, Arthropoda, Arachnida, Araneae, Theridiidae. Gene Ontology annotation, cellular component: Cul2-RING ubiquitin ligase complex.